Molecule: messenger RNA, 990 nt
Organism: Cynocephalus volans (Philippine flying lemur)
Lineage: Eukaryota; Metazoa; Chordata; Mammalia; Dermoptera; Cynocephalidae
Gene: DLX2
Product: distal-less homeobox 2
Exons: 3
Coding region: 1-990 (329 amino acids)
Biological process (GO): negative regulation of transcription by RNA polymerase II; embryo development; cell differentiation
Molecular function (GO): RNA polymerase II cis-regulatory region sequence-specific DNA binding; DNA-binding transcription factor activity, RNA polymerase II-specific
Source: RefSeq, a predicted model, not a curated record
AUGACUGGAGUCUUUGACAGUCUGGUGGCUGAUAUGCACUCGACCCAGAUCACGGCCUCCAGCACAUACCACCAACACCAGCAGCCCCCGAGCGGCGGCGGCGCCGGCCCGGGCGGCAGCAGCAGCAGCAGCAGCAGCAGCAGCCUGCACAAGCCCCAGGAGUCGCCCACUCUUCCGGUGUCCACAGCUACCGACAGCAGCUACUACACCAACCAGCAGCACCCGGCGGGCGGCGGCGGCGGGGGGGGCUCGCCCUAUGCGCACAUGGGUUCCUACCAGUACCAUGCCAGCGGCCUCAACAACGUCCCCUACUCCGCCAAGAGCAGCUACGACCUGGGCUACACUGCAGCCUACACCUCAUACGCGCCCUAUGGGACAAGUUCGUCCCCAGCCAACAACGAGCCUGAGAAGGAGGACCUCGAGCCUGAAAUCCGGAUAGUGAACGGGAAACCAAAGAAAGUCCGGAAACCCCGUACCAUCUACUCCAGUUUCCAGCUGGCGGCUCUUCAGCGGCGUUUCCAAAAGACUCAAUACCUGGCACUGCCUGAGCGAGCGGAGCUGGCGGCGUCUCUGGGCCUCACCCAGACUCAGGUCAAAAUCUGGUUCCAGAAUCGUCGGUCCAAGUUCAAGAAGAUGUGGAAAAGCGGUGAGAUCUCUUCGGAGCAGCACCCUGGGGCCAGCGCUUCGCCACCUUGCGCUUCGCCGCCAGUCUCGGCGCCGGCCUCCUGGGACUUCGGCGCGCCGCAGCGGAUGGGGGGCGGCGGCCCAGGCAGCGGCGGCAGCGGCGCGGGCAGCUCGGGUUCCAGUCCGAGCAGCGCGGCCUCGGCUUUUCUGGGCAACUACCCGUGGUACCACCAGACCUCGGGCUCGGCCUCACACCUGCAGGCCGCAGCGCCGCUGCUGCACCCCACACAGACCCCGCAGCCACACCACCACCACCACCACCACGGCGGCGGGGGCGCCCCGGUGAGCGCGGGGACGAUUUUCUAA